Molecule: messenger RNA, 2299 nt
Organism: Cyclopterus lumpus (lumpfish)
Lineage: Eukaryota; Metazoa; Chordata; Actinopteri; Perciformes; Cyclopteridae
Gene: btr30
Product: zinc finger protein RFP
Exons: 13
Coding region: 119-1927 (602 amino acids)
Molecular function (GO): zinc ion binding; protein binding
Source: RefSeq, a predicted model, not a curated record
ACCGGUCCACCUGAGUUUCGGGUUGAGAGACAGAAUCACGUCGCGCGGCGGACAGAAAGCUAAAUGACAGCUACCUGUUAGCACGGCGGCGCUAACGCUUCCUGUGGGCUCGAGCAGGAUGAUGGCGGAGGCAGCGGCUCCAGAUCUGUUCUCGGAGCAGGAGCUCACCUGCUCCAUCUGUCUGGACCUGUUCGAUGAGCCCGUCUCCACUCCGUGUGGACACAACUACUGCCAGGCGUGUAUCGGCGGCUACUGGGCCUCCAGCCCCGUCUGCACCUGUCCUCUCUGCAAGCGGCAGUUUGAAGAACGUCCUCGGCUCAGCGUCAACAAAGUCUUCGCUCUCAUCACCGACAAGUACAAAGUGUCCCGGUACGGCGCCGCAGGGUUACCCACACGGUUACCCACACGGUUACCCAAGGAUAUGCCCGGCACCGACGAGCCGUCUGCGACGUGGUCGGGCGAGGAGGCGGUGUGGUGUGACGUCUGUACGGGGGUCAAACAGCCUGCCGUCAGCUCCUGCCUCACCUGCACCGCCUCCUACUGCGCUCAGCACCUGCAGCCGCACCGGACCACCGCCUUCUACGCCAGACACCGGCUGAUGGACCCCCAGGAGGCCCUCAAGGGCCGCACAUGCCCCGCCCACCGCCGCCUGCUGGAGGUUUACUGUCGGUCAUGUCAGAGCUGCAUCUGUGCCAUUUGUGUCCUGGAGGAGCAUCGAACGCACCAGACGGUCUCAGUUCAGACGGAGAGACUAGGGAAACAGAAACAUGUAGCGAGGACGGAGCAGGAGAUCCUGAACCGGAUCAGAGAGAAGGAGGUCCAUGUGACUCAGCUGAAGAGGAAGCUGGAGGGAGUGAAGAAUUACGCAGACGGAGAGCAAAGGGAAAUGGAGCACCUCCUGGACCAGGUGACCGGCUCCUUAGACAGGAUCCGGUCUCAGGUAGUGGGCGGGAUCGAGAGCCAGUUGGACAGUGUGAUGUCGAAGGGGGAGGGGCUAGUGAGCCGACUGGAGGCGGAGCUCGGCCAGCUGACGGACCGGAGAGCCAUGCUGGAGGUCCAGGCUGUCAGUCAGGACCACAUCGGCUUCCUGCAGAGCUUCAAGGAGGCCACGGCUCCUCUGGCUGAGGAGCAGCAGGAGGACGAGGAGGACUUAUCCCUCCACUUCCAGCUGAUGGAGGUGAAAAGCUCUCUGCUGGAGCUGAAGGACAAGAUGGACGACAUCAGGAUGGGGGAGGUGGUCUCGAGAGUGUCAGGUGACCUGAUGCCUGCAGAGAGCAUGCUCAGUCUGAGAGGAAGCACCACCAGUCUGAGGAAGAGUCAGUGGUCUAUGAAAGAUCGUAAGAAGAUGAAGUCAGUCUCAGGACACAAGAAGGCCCGAGUCUACAUGGAGGACGUGAGCUUGAACCCGGUGACGGCGUACCCGUUCCUCAUCCUGUCGGAGGACAGGAAGCAGGUGAAGAGAGGCGAGAAGCUGCAGUUCUACAGGAACAGUCAGCAGCGCUUUGACGUCUGGUCCUGCGCUGUCACCAAAGAGAACUACAGCACGGGACGCCACUACUGGGAGGUGUUUGUCGGGGACAGUAAGGACUGGAAGCUGGGCGUGGUCAGUGAGUCGGCGCCCAGGAAAGGCCUGUUUGACAUGAGUCCCUCCAACGGGUACUACGCCCUCUGGUGGAGCGGCAGCCAGCUGAGAGCUCUCACCACCCCCCCCCUCACCAAGGUGAAGAGUCCUCCGAAGCUGCGUCAGGUGGGCGUGUUCUUGGACAUGGACGAGGGUCAGGUGACCUUCUACAACGUGAAGUCGGGCUCAGAGAUCUACAAAUUCACGGGAUCCUCCGAGUUCACCGAGAGGAUGUUUCCUCUGCUGGGAACCGGAGACAAAGAGGUCCCUCUGGUCCUCAUGGCCUCACAGCACCAGCUGGCCUGAGUCCCCCUGACUGAGAAAAGGAGGGGUUCAUGAUGGGGACACAUAUUUACUGAGUUUAUUGUUACAAAAAGUGGGUUUUACAUUACGGACCAGUUAAAAUAGACUAAGAUGUUAAUAACAAAUUAAAUUAAGACAUGAAAUAAACAUGCAAAUAAGUGGAGUUGAUUGUUUAAUUCUCGUAAAUGUUUGAAAAUGUCAAAACAAAGAAAUCUAAGUGUUUUUUUUUGUACUUACUUCACACCGGUCAUGUGUUGACUCCGCCCCCUCACCUGUCAGCCAAUGGUGAUGAUUCUCUGAAGACACCUGUGUGAUCCGACUUUUUGUUUGUACAUUUGAUCAAAGCUGUUGAUUAAAGACGAAUGUCACAAAUGA